ACAUUUCCCGGGAUGCCCCCCGCCUGGCGGGGGCGGAGCCGCGGCGGCGGCGGCGGCAGGGAACGCGGGAAGUCCGGAUCCCCGCGCGCGGCUGAUGGAGGAUGAAUGUGGAGCGCGAGCUUCGUCAGCUGAGCAAGGCUAAGGCCAAGGCCCAGAGAAGCGGGCAGCUGCGGGACGAGGCCGCCCUCUCCCACCAGCUGGGGGAACUCCUGGCCAGCCAUGGCCGCUACGCAGAGGCCCUGCGAGAGCACCAGCAUGAGCUACAGCUCCUGGAGAGCAUCGAUGACCCUCUGGGCUGUGCCGUGGCCCACCGCAAGAUCGGAGAGCGACUGGCUGAGCUGGAGGAUUACUCAGCUGCCCUGAAGCACCAGCACCGCUACUUGGAGCUGGCCCGUUCCCUGUCUAAUCAUACUGAGCUGCAGAGGGCCUGGGCCACCAUUGGCCGCACUUACCUGGACAUCUAUGACCACUGUCAGUCACAGGACGCCUUGCUGCAGGCACAGACUGCCUUUGAGAAGAGCUUGGCUAUUGUGGACGAGAAGCUGCAGGGGACGCUGACCAAGCGAGAGCUGAGUGAGAUGAGGACCCGACUCUACCUCAACCUGGGCCUCACUUUCGAGAGCCUGCAGCAGAUGGCCCCGUGCAAUGACUAUUUCCGGAAGAGCAUCUUCCUUGCCGAGCAGAACCGCCUCUACGAGGACCUAUUCCGUGCCCGCUACAACCUGGGUGCCAUCCACUGGCGCCGAGGGCAGCACUCCCAAGCCAUGCGCUGCCUGGAGGGGGCCCGUGAGUGCGCACGUGCCCUGAGGAAGGAGCUCAUGGAGAGUGACUGCUGCGUGCUCAUCUCCCAGAUCUUCCAAGACCUGGGGGACUUUUUGGCUGCCAAAAGAGCCCUGAAGAAAGCCUACAGGCUGGGCUUUCAGAAGCCUUUGCAGAAGGCAGCGAUCUGCCGGACCCUUAAAUAUGUGCUGGCAGUGGUCCAGCUGCAGCAGCAGCUGCAAGAGUCGGAGGCCAGUGACCCCCAGCGUGCCAUGGGCAUCUGUGAGCAGCUGGGGGACCUGUUCUCUAAGGCAGGCGACUUCCCCAAGGCGGCCGAGGCCUACCAGAAGCAGCUGUAUUUUGCAGAACUGCUAAGCAGGCCGGGGCCCGAGCUGGCCGUCAUCCACGUGUCCCUGGCCGCCACCUUGGGAGACAUGAAGGACCACCGCCGGGCCGUGUCCCACUAUGAACAGGAGCUGAGGCUGCGUGGUGGCGACGCCCUGGAGGAGGCCAAGACCUGGUUAAACAUUGCGCUAUCCCGAGAGGAGGCCGGCGAUGCCUAUGAGCUGCUGGCACCAUGCUUCCAAAAGGCUCUCAGCUGUGCCCAGCAGGCCCAGCGGCCCCAGCUGCAGAGGCAGGUCUUACAGCACCUCCACAGCGUGCAGCUAAGGCUGCAGCCCCAGGAGGCCCCUGGCACUGAAGCCAGGCUGCAGGAGCUGAGUGUGCCCAGAGACCAGGAGGAGGACGAGGAUAAGGAGGAGGAGGGUGAUGGUGACACCCCCGAGGCCAGCGACGUGGAGCUCUCGGAGAGUGAGGGUGAUGCUGAGGGCUGGUCCCAGCAGCCGGAGGAGGACGAGGAGCUGCGGGCCUGCCUGGGCCGGCAGACGGUGAACAAGUGGAACCGGCGCAAUGAUGUUGGGGAGACUCUGCUACACCGAGCUUGCAUCGAGGGCCGCCUGGGUCGUGUCCAGGACCUUGUAAGGCAGGGCCACCCCCUGAACCCUCGGGACUACUGUGGCUGGACACCCCUGCAUGAGGCCUGCAAUUAUGGGCAUCUGGACAUUGUCCGCUUCCUGCUGGACCACGGGGCUGUGGUAGAUGACCCAGGCGGCCAGGGCUGUGAAGGCAUCACCCCUCUGCACGAUGCCCUCAACUGCGGCCACUUCGAGGUGGCUGAACUGCUCAUUGAACGGGGAGCGUCAGUCACACUCCGAACCACGAAGGGGCACAGCCCGCUGGAGACACUGCAGCAGUGGGUGAGGCUGUAUGGCAAGGAUCUGGACAGCGAAACCCGAGAGAAGGCUGGUGCCAUGGAGAGGCUGCUCCGGGCGGCCCCCUCAGGCCGAGCUCCCCACGGUUCCCAGGCUCCCCACGCUCUUCCACGUAACCAGCUGUUUGACCCUGAGGUCUCUCCUCCCUCGAGCCCCUGCCCAGGACCCCCAGAGACCUCUCAGGCUCGUGCCAGGGUCUCUCUGGGGCAGACAGUUCCAGCUGUGACCAGGCCUCGGAGGAGCAGGCACAAACUGGCCAGCAGUAGCAGCUCAGAGGGUGAGGACAACCCAGGCCCCCCCCGACCGAACCAGAAGAGGCCCCGGCAUUCUGUCCAGCCACAACAGGACAAAGCCCGGACGCCCGGAUCCACCAGCAACCGGGAGGCGGCGGCAGCGAGUGCUCCCUGGGUGGGCGUCCGAGGCGUGGGCAGUGCCCAGAGCUGCCACCUGGGGUCCGGCCCGCCUUGGGGUCCAGGCGAGGCCACCCUGCAACGGCCAGCGCUCAUCCCUGAAGAGGAGUGUCUGGCCUCAGACUGGCUGGAGGACGACUCACCACUGCUCCACAGCCGCCAGGAUGGCCAUCUGCCCCGCUCCCCAGGCAGUGGUGACAGUACCGGUCGUAGUGCCUCGGGGUCAGGCAACAAGAGCUCCAGCAGGCCCCGGGCCCGGGCCAGGCAGAGCCGGCUGCCCCGUCUCAGGAGUUGCGGUGCACUGGUCAGGGCAGGUGGAGACGGUAGCUCGGCUGCAGAGCCUCCAUGGAGCCCGGAUGUCUCCAGGGCCUCGGGGCCCAGUGGGGAGAAGAGCCCUGUGGCGGGCCAGCCCUCGCAGGGUCCGUCUUUGCCCCCUCCCAUCCGGGUGCGAGUGCGAGUUCAGGACAGUCUUUUCCUCAUCCCCGUCCCACACAGCAGGGAGGUCCACUCUGUGGCCUGGCUGGCUGAUCAGGCUGCCCAGCGCUACUGCCAGGCCUGUGGGCUGCUGCCGAGGCUCGUCUUGCGAAAGGAGGGAGCCUUGCUGGCCCCACAGGACCCCAUCCCUGAUGUGCUACAGAGCAACGAGGAGGUAUUGGCUGAGGUGACUUCGUGGGACCUCCCCCCGCUGGCUGACCGCUACCGCAGGGCCUGCCAGAGCCUGCAGCAAGAGGAGCACCAGGAGGUGCUCCAGGCCAUGGAGUGCCAGGGCUCGGGCCCCUCAUUCAGCGCCUGCUCCCUGGCCCUGCGCCAGACCCAGCUCACCCCACUGCUGCGGGCCCUGAAGCUGCACGCAGCUCUCCGGGAGCUGCACCUGGCAGGGAACCGGCUGGGGGAUGGAUGUGCUGCUGAGCUGCUGGCCGCCCUGGGCACCAUGCCUGGCCUGAUUCUCCUUGAUCUCUCUUCCAAUCACCUGGGCCCUGAAGGCCUACGCCAGCUUGCCACAGGCCUCCUGGGGCAGACCACCUUGCAGAACUUGGAGGAGCUGGACUUAAGCAUGAACCCUCUCGGGGAUGGCAGUGGUCAGGCCCUGGCAUUCAUCCUGCAGGCCUGCCCCUCACUCAGUACCUUGCAUCUCCAGGCCUGUGGCUUUGGCCCCAGCUUCUUCCUGAGCCACCAGGCAGCCCUAGGUAGUGCCUUCCAAGAUGCCAAGCACCUGAAGACACUGUCUCUGUCCUACAACAUCCUGGGCACCAGUGCCUUGGCCCAGGCCCUGCGGAGCCUGCCCGCUCACACCCUCCAGCGCCUGGAGCUUAGCUCUGUGGCAGCUAGCAAGAGUGACUCAGACCUCGUGGAGCCUGUGGUCAGAUUCCUGACUAAGGAAGGCUGUGCUCUGACUCACUUGAGCCUGUCUGCAAACCACCUGGGCGACAAGGCGGUGAGAGAACUGAGCAGAUGCCUUCCUCUUUGCCCCUCACUCAUUUCACUGGACCUGUCUGCCAACCCUGAGAUUGGCCGUGUUGGCCUGGAGGAGCUCCUGUCUGCCCUCCAGGUGCGGCCCCAAGGCCUCAGUUUCCUUGGCCUGUCAGGCUGUGCUGUCCAGGGCCCCCUGGGCCUGGGCCUCUGGGACAGGAUCACUACGCAGCUCCAGGAGCUGCAGCUGUGCAGCAGACGCCUCUCCACCGAGGACCGUGACGCCCUGCGCCAGCUGCUGCCCGGCCAGCCUGGAAGUGCGUGCACACUGGACCGAGGGCCCCAGCUCUUCUACCGGCGCCUCUGACAGGCGGCACUGCCCUUGCCCUGCAACCCACCCUCGCCUCAAAUAAACGAUCGCCGCUGCUGCCUCCA
Messenger RNA from Felis catus (domestic cat), 4285 nucleotides. RefSeq names its product tonsoku like, DNA repair protein (gene TONSL). The record is from RefSeq and is a predicted model, not a curated record. NCBI's taxonomy places the organism in Eukaryota, Metazoa, Chordata, Mammalia, Carnivora, Felidae. Bases 102 to 4217 code for a protein of 1371 amino acids. The transcript is spliced from 26 exons. Gene Ontology annotation, molecular function: protein binding.